AUGUCCGAAUCUCGAUCUUUUUUGGAUAUUUUCCGCGGAGAUAAGCAAGAUAAGCAUUCCACUGUCGACUUCUUAACUUCCUCCUCUUUCAUCUCCCCGCGGAUCCGCCCAAGUGAUUCCGAGCCUCCAAAGCCACUCGGCAGGAAGGCGCCACGCGGGCGAAGGGUACGCACAACCGUACCUGCCGAGGUUCAACAAGAUACCACUCAAGUGGUGACCACCUCUUCGGAGACCACAGCUCCGAUUCCGGUUGUUCCCGCUACACAGACCACCGCAGAGUUGGUGACCACGGGCAUUCAGCCAACUGCUCCAAGUGUUCCUCCCCAGGAGACCACUCAGGUUGUGACGUCUGUGGUCCAGCCCACGGAGGCAGAUACCACCCAAGUCGUCACUACCGUGGUCCAGCCGACAGACACCGCCAGUGGAGCAAAUCGAGUUCAAGUUCUACAAGAAACCCACGCAUCAGUCGAAUUGGUAACCACAGAGACCACCGACAACAACGAUACAACUCAGCAGCAACCCGCACAUUCGCAAAUCGCCAACGAGUCCGACGUUCAGUCACGAGCACGAGCGCAGAAGGGACAAAGUCGAAGGCAGUUUCAACCUUUGCUGCAAAGACAUCUCGCGAGAAGGAGAGCACAAUCGCUCUCAUCCGAACAAGAAACAGAAACAAUGGCAGACAGUCAGCGCACGAGCAAUGCAGGCUUCUCACCGGAGCAAUGCGAAUACUUAGCAGCCAUGGUCGAAAGCGCCGUAGCACGGGCCAUGGCGGCAGCUCCAGCAAGGGGUACUGGACCUCCCGGACCUCCCGGACCACCAGGCCCUACCAACACAGGUCCCGCCGGGCCACCCGGACCCCCAGGACCCCAGGGACCCAGCGGAGCAGUGAUAACCGCUGAUACAUCAUGGAAGGUAGCGGAGAUUGGUUGCUUCGACCCUGACAGCAAGGCAGUCAACGCUAUCAAAUCAGUGAACAACGUCAGCUAUUACACUAACGUUUACUCAUGGGUGGAUCAUAUGCGUGAUAUCACAAAGCUCAAGUCCGAAGAUGUCGUGCGCUCCCAUAUGAGUUAUUCUCUAAGAAACAAGGCAAUAAACUAG
Messenger RNA from Penicillium verrucosum, 1101 nucleotides. RefSeq lists its product as uncharacterized. The transcript is spliced from 2 exons. Lineage: Eukaryota; Fungi; Ascomycota; Eurotiomycetes; Eurotiales; Aspergillaceae. The record is from RefSeq and is a predicted model, not a curated record. Bases 1 to 1101 code for a protein of 366 amino acids.